Bipolaris sorokiniana ND90Pr is the source of this 808-nucleotide messenger RNA. RefSeq lists its product as uncharacterized. The record is from RefSeq and is a predicted model, not a curated record. The transcript has a single exon. Bases 131 to 754 code for a protein of 207 amino acids. Lineage: Eukaryota; Fungi; Ascomycota; Dothideomycetes; Pleosporales; Pleosporaceae.
GUCUGUCUGUCUGUCUGUCUGUCUGUCUGCCUGUCUGCCUGCCUGCAUUGCUAGAAUACCAUUCUGCCCCCGAAAUACGCGCCCAUACCUGCCCAACACACUCAGCUUGUGUACGCGCCGAUGAUUUGAAAUGUCCGGUGCCGAAGCCAUUACCGCCAUCCAGCUGAUCGACGCCUGCAUCGGCAUCGCUAAUACGAUCAUCGACAUUGGGCGUGCCGUUCACGAUGCUCAAGGAUUACCGCCAAAGCUUCGAGACCUGCUCGAAAAGCUGCCAGCAAUCCAAGAACUGUUGGAAAGUGCGCAGGAGAGCUGCGAGGAAGGGAGGAUCACAGAGGAUGCUAGCAAGAACGCACAGCCGAUUUUGAAACAGUGCGAGAAGGCUUUAGCUGAACUAAGAGACAUAUUCAGGAAAGCGUGCCCAAAAGACAAGGAGAAUCGUACCAAGCGCACCUGGAGAGGCACAAAGACUGUCUUCUUCGGCCGAAACAGCCAGGCACAGGGGCUUCUGGUGAUCAUUCAAGACAACUUGAAACUGUUAGAGCAGAAGGAGAUCUAUGUUAUUGGCGACAAGCUGGACGCACUGGAGCAAGUUACGAAAGCACUAGCGGAUGAGGACGGCAAGUAUACACAUACUGGAGCGGGUAACAUUAUUGCCAAUGAAGGCGGCAGUUCUACGAAUUAUGUAGUUGGUGGAAGCAACAAUCGGCAGGUCAACAAUCCUAGAGUGUACAAUGAGGGCCCUUCUAGUACGUAAUUAUCGUCCUCGUGUGGUCACACCGAUUUCUCAAUCGAGGCAAUUCCUUUUUCC